AUGGGGGCCGGCAUUCAGGAGCCAGGAAGCGCAUACCCUACCAUGGUGUGCAACCACAGAUAUCUCGAGAUGAACCAGAUUAGAGUUUCCAAAAGGUCAAAAGCAUUUCCUCUUCUUAACGUGAUAGGACAACUGCGUCGCAUGUUGCGACGUUGA
This is a messenger RNA of Plenodomus lingam JN3, 156 nucleotides long. The record is from RefSeq and is a predicted model, not a curated record. Lineage: Eukaryota; Fungi; Ascomycota; Dothideomycetes; Pleosporales; Leptosphaeriaceae.